AUGUCCGUUCCCUACAGCAUCAAGACCCUGGCCGUGGCGGGCACCGACAAGCAGCCCAAAGCCAGCGACAAGAUCCCCAUCAUCGCCCGGCCAUUCGUCAGCGAUCGAGCGAAGAAGACGCUGGACAUUGUGGAGAAAUUCGUCGAAGAAGAAUGCAUCCCCGGCGAUGCCGUGUUCUCCCAACAGCUCGGGUUGACCCCCGACGCCCGCUUCAGAGCACACCCGCCCAUUCUCGAGGACUUGAAGAAGCGAGCCCGCGAGCUGGGCUUGUGGAACAUGUUCCUGCCUAAGAACCACUUCAAGGAAGGCGCGGGGUUCAGCAAUCUGGAAUACGGCUUGAUGGCGGAGUACUUGGGCAAGAGCGGGAUUGCGUCGGAGGCGACGAACUGCAACGCCCCGGACACGGGCAACAUGGAGGUGUUUGCGAAGUACGGGACGCAGGCGCAGAAGGAUCGGUGGUUGAAGCCGCUGCUGGAGGGCAAGAUUCGCAGUGCGUUCCUGAUGACCGAGCCGGAUGUGGCGUCGUCGGAUGCGACGAACAUCAGCCUUACCAUGGUCAAGGAUGGCAACGACUACGUGCUGAAUGGGGCGAAGUGGUGGUCGUCGGGUGCGGGUGACCCGCGCUGCCAGAUCUACAUUGUGAUGGCCAAGAGCGAUCCGGGCAACAAAAAUGUCUACCGCCAACAGAGCGUCAUCCUCGUGCCCUUUGACACGCCGGGGGUGAAGAUUGAGCGCAUGUUGUCGGUCAUGGGCUACGAUGACGCCCCGCACGGACACGGACACGUCACCUUCACCAACGUGCGCGUGCCCGCCUCCAACCUCAUCCUCGGCGCCGGACGCGGCUUCGAAGUCAUCCAAGGCCGUCUCGGCCCGGGACGCAUCCAUCACGCCAUGCGCUCCAUCGGCGCGGCGGAGAGGGCGCUCGAGCACUUCCUCGCGCGCAUCAACGACCCGCGCAAGAAGCCGUUCGGCAAGCAACUGCACGAGCACGGCAUCCAGCUGGAGCGAGUGGCGCGCUCACGCAUCGAAAUCGACGCGGCGCGCCUGCAAGUGCUCAACGCCGCCAUCAUGAUCGACAGCAAGGACGCCAAGUUUGCGCUCAAGGAAAUCGCCGAGGCGAAGGUGCUCAUCCCCGAGAUGGCGCUGACGGUCAUUGACCGCGCGAUGCAGGCGUACGGAGGCGCGGGCGUGAGCCAGGACACGCCUUUGGCGCGCAUGUGGGCGAGCGGGCGGACGAUGCGGAUUGUGGACGGGCCGGACGAGGUGCACUUGCUGCAGCUGGGCCGCAACGAGAACAAGCGCGGCCCCUUCCUGCUGGAGAAGGUGGAAUGGCAGAAGAAGCGGGGCGAGGAGAUGGCGAAGAGCUAUGGCUUGCAGAACAAGGACGUGCUGCAGCUGGAUCGGGAGUGGUCGAAGGAGAAGUCGAAGUUGUAG
This is a messenger RNA of Neohortaea acidophila, 1434 nucleotides long. RefSeq names its product acyl-CoA dehydrogenase/oxidase. The transcript has 2 exons. Bases 1 to 1434 code for a protein of 477 amino acids. Gene Ontology annotation, molecular function: flavin adenine dinucleotide binding; oxidoreductase activity, acting on the CH-CH group of donors. The record is from RefSeq and is a predicted model, not a curated record. Lineage: Eukaryota; Fungi; Ascomycota; Dothideomycetes; Mycosphaerellales; Teratosphaeriaceae.